Penicillium nucicola is the source of this 1989-nucleotide messenger RNA. RefSeq names its product Zn(II)2Cys6 transcription factor. The transcript has 3 exons. Bases 1 to 1989 code for a protein of 662 amino acids. The record is from RefSeq and is a predicted model, not a curated record. NCBI's taxonomy places the organism in Eukaryota, Fungi, Ascomycota, Eurotiomycetes, Eurotiales, Aspergillaceae. Gene Ontology annotation, biological process: regulation of DNA-templated transcription. Gene Ontology annotation, molecular function: DNA-binding transcription factor activity, RNA polymerase II-specific; zinc ion binding.
AUGGAGGUGCCAAAAGCCCGGGGAGCGGGCAGAUCAGGACCGCGCCGACGAACAGGUUGCCUGACAUGUAGAGCGCGCAAAGUGCGCUGCGACGAGUCCAAACCCAGUUGCUCAAACUGCGACCGACUACGACUCCGAUGCAUCUAUAAACCUCCCAUCGCGCUCACGUGGGGGUCAUCUCCAUCUCGUUCCCAUGCGCCAAACCCUGCGACACUCUCAGUGCCAACCAGCCCACCCGGCUCAGUAGGUACAGCUGCCUCUGCAUCUGUCUCUGCGUCUGUAUCAGCAUCAGCAUCGGCAUCGGCAUCGCGCUCUCCCGACAUCAACUUCUUCAACACAGUCCUCCGAUCCGAUGAUCAUUCCAUACCAACCCUCCGACAUCUCCCCGCGGGGGACCCAUACCCCUCCGAAUUCGAUAUGCUUGGGUUUAUGGGCGGCAUCACAUCGGAGCUGGAACAAAAACACCUGGAUUUGACGACUGGCCUUGAUGCUACUUUCACCGCCAGUCCAGCGCAGUCGCUUCCCGGGGUGCUGCCAACCAUGGAGGGCCAAUUUGCGGACCGUCGUACACCGAUCAGCCCAGAUGAGCCUUCUUCGGUUUUGGACGAGACGUCUGUUGGAGGUGGCUCAGAUCGGACGACGCCGCGGGGGAGCUGGUCUGAUGCAGGCGGUACCUCGUACGAGGAUCAGCUUAUACAGCAUUUCCUAGCUAUUGGUCCGCCGGCAGCUCCAUUUGGACCGCUUAAUAUGGAGUGGAAGUAUGUGCGGCCGGCGUUGCUGGCUCAUUCGCGGAGCUAUGGUCCGCUUUUGAAUGCUUUAUACUGUUACACCGAUAUUCAUAAAGCGAUGGUAGACGGGAAACGCUGGCGCUGGGCGCCUACAUAUUACAAAGUUUCCAGCUCGGAGAUCCAGGCUUGUCUUCUUGGCGACGUGGGCGAAUCCACGCUUGUCAAGAUCUAUGCCACUAUUUUUCUUUUAAUGUUAUCCGAGCUUCUCUCAUCGCACGAAAUAUGCGCCGGAACCUCAUUUCUCAAAUCCGGCUACCUCAUCCUCCAACGCUUCCACGACCGCACACGAACAUGGACAGGUUUAGGCCACCUCCUAGUCUCAUGGGUUUCCCUUCUAGACGUCAAAUCCCUAAUAGCAGGGCGCGAAGGCGAUCCUCUAACAGAACUAGGAAAUCUCCCCGAACACGACAUAUCCUUAAAGUCAAUAGAACCUCAAACAUUCCCAACACCACGCACAGCAACUCCAAACGACAACGCAAAAGAAGAGGAAAUCAACGCAGACCCCUUCCGCAGCCCCAGCUAUCUAGUCUACGAGUCAAUCGUAGGCCCCGCUUUCCAAUUCUUCUUCCAAGCGCAACAAAUCGUGCGCAGAAUCGUCUGCAUAGACCUCCACCACCGCAGCCGCGGAACUCUCAGCGACGAAUUCGAAGUUCUCCAAAUAGCCCAUAAAGUAGGCGCCGAUCUCGAAACACUAUGGCACAAACGGCCCGCUGUAAUAGACGUCUAUGGACGCCCGGAGGCACUAGCCGAUACACUAUGCGCGCCCGUCGCAAUGGAAGUCUGCCGCACAUUCCGGCAGUACAUUGCCAGUUUCCUGGCUAACUUUAUUUACCUGCACCGCGUGGCUUUUGCCAUCUAUCCUCGUACAGACCGGGUCAAUGGCGCCGUGGAUCAGAUUAUCCAGCUCGCUACUGUUGAAUCGGCGGCGCCGGGUCAUCUUCCGGUUAGUUUUAUGUGGCCGUUAUUUGUGGCAGGCUUGGAGGGGUCGAGUGACCAGCGGCAGUGGAUUGUUCAGGAAAUGCAUCGCAUGGCGUCUGUUCCGGCGACUGAUGCUGUUACUUCGCUUUCGCGCCAUCCGGCUGCUGAUAAGGUUCUCUUGUUGCUUGAGGAGAUGACGAGGCGGCAGGAUGCUUCGAGAACGUGGGCUGAUUCGAAGUGUGUGAGGAGGGAGUUGUUUUCGGAUUUCUUUGUGGUGAUUUGA